UUUCUAAAGAGAAGAAACGUCAGUGAGUUUAGAGAGAUCCGAUCUGCGGAUGCGACCUCUGUAAAUGUGAAGCAAACAAACAAAAAAAAAACAAAAGAGAGAAAAAUGGUUUGGGAGAAAGAGAGAAUCGUGGGAACUUGUCUACUCGGAGGAGCCGCCUUCGCCGUCGGAGCUUCCUUCCUCCACCUCUUCCUCAAAGGCGACCUUCCUCUAGGCUUAGGGUUAGGCACAUGUGUGCUUUCCCCAUUCAGAAAACGCAAACCCGUCCGCGUCUACAUGGACGGCUGCUUCGACAUGAUGCACUACGGCCACUGCAACGCGCUGCGCCAAGCGCGUGCUCUCGGCGACCAGUUGGUCGUCGGAGUUGUUAGCGACGAAGAGAUCAUAGCUAACAAAGGUCCUCCCGUUACUCCUCUUCAUGAGAGGAUGAUAAUGGUGAAGGCGGUGAAGUGGGUGGAUGAGGUUAUACCUGAUGCUCCUUACGCCAUCACUGAGGAGUUCAUGAAGAAGCUGUUUGAUGAGUAUCAGAUUGAUUACAUUAUCCAUGGGGACGAUCCUUGCGUUCUUCCCGAUGGCACUGAUGCUUAUGCGCUUGCCAAGAAGGCUGGGAGGUACAAGCAGAUUAAGCGUACUGAAGGAGUCUCCAGCACUGAUAUCGUUGGUCGCAUGCUUCUUUGUGUGAGAGAAAGAUCUGUUAGUGAUAGUAAUAGUCAUUCCUCUUUGCAAAGGCAGUUCAGUCAUGGGCAUGACAGUCCAAGGUUUAAAGACGGAGUUUCUUCUGCUGCUGGUACUCGCGUCUCGCAUUUUCUUCCUACUUCACGCAGGAUUGUUCAGUUCUCUAAUGGCAAGGGGCCAGGACCUGAUGCACGUAUAGUUUACAUAGAUGGUGCGUUUGAUCUUUUCCAUGCUGGCCAUGUUGAGAUUCUCAGGCGUGCUAGAGAGCUGGGAGACUUUCUUCUUGUUGGAAUACAUAAUGACCAGACCGUCAGUGCUAAAAGAGGAGCGCACCGCCCAAUAAUGAAUCUCCAUGAAAGGAGCUUAAGCGUUCUGGCAUGCCGCUAUGUAGAUGAGGUGAUAAUUGGUGCUCCAUGGGAAGUGUCAAAAGAUACGAUCACAACAUUUGACAUUAAAUGGGUAGUUCAUGGGACAGUAGCCGAGAGCGAUGACUUUCAAAGGGAGGAAGAGAAUCCGUAUGCAGUACCAAUUAGCAUGGGGAUAUUCCAAGUUCUAGAUAGCCCUCUUGAUAUCACAACAUCAACCAUAAUCAGGAGGAUUGUAGCGAACCAUGAAGCCUAUCAGAAACGUAAUUUGAAAAAGGAAGCUAGUGAGAAGAAGUACUACGAGCAGAAGGCUUUUGUGUCUGGCGACUGAUAGACUCAAAAUCUGUAAAAGGUUAGAAGCUUUGCAAGACCCAUUUUCUGGAUGCAGUUUCUAUGUAGGAUGUUUCUGGAUGAGACUACAUAUGACUCUGUCUGUUCUCUAGUUUACAGUUUACAUAAAGAGAGGCAUUGAUGGUUUUAGCACCAAUUGCCUUUCUUUUAGUUUCUUUCACUUUUUUUUGGGAUGUUUCAUUAUGUUUUUUUUUUUAACUUUGGUUUUUGCGUACUGCAAAUAUUUACAGGAUUGUAUCUGUUUAGUGCUUUACUAUCUCGAAAUAAAACAAGGAACUCCGUUAAAUGAUAAGACAAGUCAACAAAGA
Messenger RNA from Raphanus sativus (radish), 1699 nucleotides. RefSeq names its product ethanolamine-phosphate cytidylyltransferase. The record is from RefSeq and is a predicted model, not a curated record. Lineage: Eukaryota; Viridiplantae; Streptophyta; Magnoliopsida; Brassicales; Brassicaceae. Gene Ontology annotation, molecular function: ethanolamine-phosphate cytidylyltransferase activity. Gene Ontology annotation, cellular component: cytoplasm. The coding region runs from base 106 to 1371 and encodes 421 amino acids. The transcript has 9 exons. Gene Ontology annotation, biological process: phosphatidylethanolamine biosynthetic process.